UCAGGGACUGAUUAGGAUCAUAUCUAACUGAUACCACAAAAAUGUCUGAGAGUGAAAGGACUGAAUAUAUGAGUAGAGUGUUCAAAAAUAUAGGCCUAUAUAAAGAACUGUUAUCGAAGGCAAAGACAAAAAUACACGUUCGCCUCACACCUCCAGGGUCGGGGGUUCAAUUCCCACUGUGGCCCUGUGUGUGCGGAGUUUUCACGUUCUCCCCGUGCUGAAGGGGUUUCCUCCGGGUACUCCGGUUUCCUCCCCCAGUCCAAAGACAUGCAUGGUAGUCUGAUUGGCGUGUCUAAAGUGUCUGUAGUGCAUGAAUGGGUGUGUGAAUGUGUAUGUGAUUGUGCCCUGCAAUGAAUUGGCACCCUGUCCAGGGUGUACCCCGCCUUGUGUGCCCGAUGCUUCCUGGGAUAGGCUCCAGGUUUCCCCGUGACCCUGAAAAGGAUAAGUGGUAUAGAAGAUGGAUGGAUGGAUGGAUGGAGACAAAACCACAAAACUCUAAUGAGAAAGUUGUUUCUCUUACAGGUUGAGGACCAAUAUGUUGUUUAUCUUGAGAUAUUUAGCCCGAAAGGUUUCUUUAAUCAUUUGGAAACUGCGUGCAUCCGAACGUGUGUGCAGUCUAUAAACUUUUUUUUUUAAUCUAGCCUAUAAUGAGUGACUUACAAAGUUGUUGUAUCAAAGGAAUCAUGAGAGGUCAGAGAUGUCAUAUCACUGCAUGUAAAACCAGUGUACCGUUUUACUCUGAUGUAGACUAUUGAGUUAGGCGUUUUUAUUUUUAGGUGCCAACCUGCUUCUUAACUAGUCUUCCACUAGAGGGUACCCUUUACACAAAUCAUAAUUUACCAGCUUGUAGAGUUGUUUUGUUUUUUUUGUUUUUUUUAAUUCUUCACCACAGACACCUGAUACAAUCACCUGCUUUGCGGCUUUAUAAUGAGGAAACAUUAGGGUAGCCUAUAUAUUUUUAUUAAUAUAUUAUUACAUAAUAUAAGCAAUGCAAAGAACUGAAAAACAUUGCCAUUUUUAAAUUGAUGCACAUUAUGAAUUAAUGUAGUAAUUUUAUCUAUCUAUCUAUCUAUCUACCUAUCUAUCUGAAUAUGAAUAAAUUAAUUCAUAUAAUUAUUAUGCAUUUUCUGUGGUCUGUAGACAGCCCUUUUAAGGCAGGUAGCAGUACAGUAUUCUUAGACUUAAUGGGAAUUGCAAGUGGUUUCUUAUUCCAUUUUUUCUUAUUCCACGUACCCUAGAUAGGGUAGGCUAUAAAAUAGGUUUUUAGACCUCAUAUUGAUUGACGUUCAUCUUACUUGUCAGUUUUGGCCAUUUUAUCAGCAACCUUGCAGACUUGGAACGAAUCCCAAAGUGCCCUAGAUAAGCUAAUACAUGAAACCUUACGUAGGGUUCUUCUAUGUCCAAUAGAGAGCCGUUAGGACUUCAGCCAAUGACAGAGUGAAGUGCGCAAGGAGAGCUGAGUUGAGCGCGAGGUUUGCGUUAGAGUUUCUGUGCGUCUCGCGCAACGUAGUUGUGUGUUACUCACGCCACAGUCGCGUGCGUCUCAUCCGUGUCAUGUCUCCCCGAUUUGGGCACGCGAAUGCGCUCGACUGGGUGAAAGAGGGACGGGACGGUGCUGACUAAAGACUGCUCGUGUGUGUUUAUUUGUUUGUUUGUUUUCGGGGUGGCGCCGUUAUGGAAAUGAGCGUGCGCAACUCGCUUUCUGACAGCAAAGCGGACGGGCUCGGAAGCCGCAACGGUGAUACGACGGACAUCACGGUGUCGCUCUCGCACCCAGGCAAGCGGAUGAGCCCGAUCGAGGGUGGCAGUUUGUACCGCCUUAGAGACAGAAAAUUCCUGCUCGAGGACAAGAGGCGCCUUUGCGCGUGCGCGCUCGGAGCCGCUCUCCUCGGCAUUCUGCUCAUGAUGCUGCACGCCGAGCUCUGUCCCGCCGUUUACCUGCCGGGCUCCAUCUAUGCCCUCUGUAUAAACUGCCUCAUCAGCUUCUCAACCGGCUGUCUGCUCAUCUUUAUCAUUGCCUUCCAUUAUAAAGACAUCCGGCUCUUCAUCAUAGACCACAACCAGGUGGACUGGCGUAUUGCCAUGACCACCAACCGUGUGCUUUGCAUUUCUCUGGAGCUAUUGGUCUGCGCCCUGCACCCAGUGGGCAUCUACUUUGGCCCCUUGACUUCAGUGACAAACUCUUCUUCCUCCUCCACUCUCCCCCAAGUUUCGAUGCCGCUGUGCCUCUGCAGUAGUCCCAUGGAGACAUGGCUUGAGUUGGAGCUACUGCUAUCAGCACUGAUGUUCUUGCGCCUGUACCUUGUGCAUCGGGCAAUUCUGCUUCACAGCAAAGUGCUGCUGAGUGCCUCUUACAGGAGCAUUGGAUCACUCAACAACAUCAACUUCACUUUCCGCUUCGUUCUCAAGGUACUCAUGAACAAGUACCCAGCACGCACGCUCCUGAUUUUUAUCCUGCUCUUCUGGUUUACCUCUGCCUGGAUGCUACGGCUGUGUGAAAGGCAGGCCCAGGUGCAGACGGGUGAUGUGGGUACAGCGCUCUGGCUCAUCGCUAUCACCUUCCUUACAGUAGGUUACGGAGACGUGUCUCCCAUAACCACCUGUGGCAAAGUGGUCUGCCUCUUCGCAGGCGUCAUGGGUGUAGCAUGCACUGCUAUGUUAGUUGCAGUUGUGACAAAGAAGCUGGCACUGAACAAAGGAGAGAAACAUGUUCACUUCUUCAUGAUGGAUAUCCAGAUCUCUAAAGAGAUCCGCAAUGCUGCUGCAAAUGUGCUGAGGGAAUGCUGGCUUCUCCACCGCACCAUACAGGCCAGGGACAAGCACAGCGAGCACAGACGCCACCAGAGAUGCCUGCUGGAGGCUAUCCGUAUAUUUCGUCACCUGCGACUGAAACAGAGAAAACUGAGGGACUACACAAGUGAGAUGGUGGACCUCUCCAAGAUGCAGAUGAUCAUGUGUGACCUGAGUGCCAACUGGAACAACUCAUACCGAGAGCUGGAGCAGCGCAUCAUCUCUAUGGAACAGAAGCUGGAUGAGUUGGGCCAGUCGUUCCAGAGCACAUCCGAGCUGCUGAGCCAAGCACUGCAGCGCCGCCACCUUGUCCACAGGUGACGUGGCAUAUUUCUCCUCCGAAAUACUACAUCGGAGGCUCAGAUCAAAACUGCACAAAGCUACAUGGAUCGGCAUAAACGGAGGACUUACGAUUUGUUUUUCCAUAGACCUCCAGGGCUGCAGUGGCUGCAUGGGAUUCUUUUUUCGCGAACAAAAAGAUCACUUCUCUUGGAUAUGGGAUUAUGACAAAAAUCAAAUGUAUUUAUGACAAUAUUUAUGAGUAUCUAUAUCUGCAACACUGAAAAAAAAACAACAACAACAACAACAGUGAAGGGGUUCAAUGUUUGAUGCUUUGAAGGUUUAGUGAAACUGUGUUCCUAUGUAAAUUCCAUGUUGCUUUAAAAGACAAAGUGAUCUUAAAGCUUUUCAGCCCUCUCCAGCAGGGCCAGUACAGUCCAAUUAUGCCACAAGACUAUGACCAAGAACUGUUUUUAUUUCAUCAGUUAUUAUUAACAGAUUUUGUCCAGCUGUGUUUAUUCUUCAAGAAUGCAUUAUUAAAACUGAGACUAAUUGUUUUAGCUGUUUGAAAUCAUGUGAGUACUUGAAAUCUGUCUGGAUAUCAUGUUUGCUUACCAUUUAAUUCAUUUAAAAUGUUGUAAUGCCACACAUUGAAUUUCCUUCAGUGUACCAUGUUACACCUAUCAUUGACUCAGUUACUAUGGUCAUCUAGGUUUGUGGGCUGAACUCCAAGUAUGGCAUAGAAACAAAUGUAAAAAACUAUCAGCUUCCAAUAUUCUCUGCUAUCAUGGUUUCAAAGUCUAUAUUGGAUUCGAUAUGGUUAGUUCAGGAUGCAGUCUAUAUUUCAGUUUUCAAGGAAAUCUAGUUGCUCCUUCCAGACAAUCCAUGUCAUCCAUUCAAUCCAUAUCUGUUUUAAAAUGAAUAAAAAGCCAA
Messenger RNA from Ictalurus furcatus (blue catfish), 4002 nucleotides. RefSeq names its product potassium intermediate/small conductance calcium-activated channel, subfamily N, member 4 (gene kcnn4). Gene Ontology annotation, biological process: potassium ion transmembrane transport. Gene Ontology annotation, molecular function: calmodulin binding; intermediate conductance calcium-activated potassium channel activity; small conductance calcium-activated potassium channel activity. Bases 1675 to 3111 code for a protein of 478 amino acids. The record is from RefSeq and is a predicted model, not a curated record. The transcript has 9 exons. NCBI's taxonomy places the organism in Eukaryota, Metazoa, Chordata, Actinopteri, Siluriformes, Ictaluridae. Gene Ontology annotation, cellular component: neuronal cell body; plasma membrane; neuron projection.